Trichogramma pretiosum is the source of this 709-nucleotide messenger RNA. RefSeq names its product 39S ribosomal protein L51, mitochondrial (gene mRpL51). Gene Ontology annotation, biological process: translation. Lineage: Eukaryota; Metazoa; Arthropoda; Insecta; Hymenoptera; Trichogrammatidae. The transcript is spliced from 2 exons. Gene Ontology annotation, molecular function: structural constituent of ribosome. Gene Ontology annotation, cellular component: mitochondrial large ribosomal subunit. The record is from RefSeq and is a predicted model, not a curated record. The coding region runs from base 164 to 652 and encodes 162 amino acids.
CUCCGCACGAGUUUGUAAUCUGUUCUGUAGGUAACUCCGAAUGGGGCACCGCAUCGCGAGUUGUCGUGUUAUUUGUGUCUAUAUAAGUUUUUGAUAGUUGGAUUAAUUGACAAUUUCAUUGAGAUUUUCACGAAAAUAGUUCAAUUAUUUUAAGGUUAUCAUAAUGGCCAAUUUAUCCAGUUUUGUCAAGUCCACCUUGAAAGCUUGGGUGCCACAGAUCACUACAGUUCGUUUCAGAUAUUUUGCGGAUAAAAAGAGAUGUGUCAGAGCUUAUGGUUAUAAGGAGCACAUAGAUCAAAGAGGACUCUUGGCUCACACCGAUGAUGCCAAACCAAUUAUCCAGAUGCCAAUUUAUCGUCCGGUUGAUUCUUGGUCAAAGAAAAAAGCAAUGUUUGGUCAGAAUGAUUACAUUGACAUUUGGACCAAUGGUCGAAUCAAAUUGACAACUGUUAUGUACAAAACUCCUAUGUGGUUGAAAGGUAUCAAGCGCGAUGAUCAAGAAUAUAGAAUGUUGCUACGAAGAAGGCAAAUGCUUCAAUCCGGUAUUUAUCCAAUUGCAAGGCCUACCAAGUGGAAAGAUAUGAAUAAACGAAUAAUGUACUUGUACAAGUUCCUUAAUCGAAAAACAAAAACAGGCAUUUCUUACAAAUGAUUCUGUAGAUAUAUAUUGUUAAUUGUUUUACUUGUAUAUAUUUAAAUACAACAACUG